Messenger RNA from Sciurus carolinensis (gray squirrel), 1500 nucleotides. It is a transcript of the gene Wdr38, whose product is annotated as WD repeat domain 38. Bases 89 to 973 code for a protein of 294 amino acids. Gene Ontology annotation, molecular function: protein binding. NCBI's taxonomy places the organism in Eukaryota, Metazoa, Chordata, Mammalia, Rodentia, Sciuridae. The transcript has 9 exons. The record is from RefSeq and is a predicted model, not a curated record.
CCCUCCUGCCAGUCCUAAGCGCGGUCCUGCGGGCGGGACCUGCGCCGGCCUAGGAGGGAGUCCUCCAAGGUCCGACGGUCGGGGGCUCAUGAACAGCAGGGCUCCACUUUUCGUGGGGAAAGUGAAAUUCUUUGGCCGGCAUCGCGGGGAGGUCAACUGCUCUGCCUUCUCUCCUGAUGGCCAGACGCUGCUCACAGCCUCUGAUGACGGCUGUGUGUAUGGUUGGGAGACUAAGAGUGGGCAGCUGCUGUGGAGGCUGGGUGGCCACACAGGCCCUGUGAAGUUCUGCCGCUUCUCUCCGGAUGGCUGCCUCUUUGCCAGCUCCUCCUGUGACCGCACCAUCCGCCUGUGGGACCUAUCAAGAGCCAAGUGUCUGCGGGUGCUCAAGGGUCACCAGCGGAGUGUGGAGACACUCAGCUUCAGUCCUGACUCAAGACAGCUGGCAUCAGGUGGCUGGGAUAAGCAGGUGAUGCUCUGGGAGGUGCAGUCAGGCCACAAGCUGCGCCACUUGGAGGGGCACCAUGACUCUAUUCAGAGCAGCGACUUCUCCCCCAGCGAAAACAGCCUGGCCACAGGUUCCUGGGACUCCACUGUGCGCAUCUGGGACCUGCGGGUAGGGACCCCAGUUGUAUUCCAUCAGGAACUGGAGGGCCACAGUGGCAACAUCAGCUGCCUGUGCUACUCACCAUCUGGCCUCCUGGCAUCUGGCUCCUGGGACAAGAACAUCCACAUCUGGAAUCCCAACAUCAGCAGCCUGAUCGUUCAGCUCAAGGGCCAUGUCACCUGGGUGAACAGCAUAGCUUUCUCCCCGGAUGAGGGGCAGCUGGCCAGCGCUAGCUACUCGGGCACGAUCAAAGUCUGGGACUACAAAACAGGAAAGUGCCUUGAGACCUUGAAGGGAGUUCUGGAUGUGGCCCACACCUGUGCCUACACCCCACAAGGCAGACUCUUGGUGUCUGGAACUGCUGUUUAGGCAAGAUGCCAAGUCCAGUGCUUGUUCAAGUCACCCAGGACCCCUUGAAUGUCACAUCACUGAUGAUGGCUCUCAUAUUCCAACCCUCCCUGCUGAAGGUAGACAGCAUAGGCCCAAAGUAACUAAGAGUGCCGAUCAAACCCUGCAGCCAGGACUGCCAGCAUCGCCAAGGCCGCUGACUUCCACGGGUGGCAGGGUACCACCAGACACCUGGCACUGCAGUCAGGGCCAGGCCAGGCCAGCCCCAAGCCACCUAUCCAGUCUGGUCUGUGGAAAUAGCACCAAGCACAAAGCAACAAAAGCCAGUUUUCUUGUUUUAUUGUGCCGUGACACUCAGGCUUUGACCGCGUACUUGCGCAGAGGGUACAGCCGCUCUUUCCGCUGCUGCUUCUUUGUCUUUAGGUUCUCCUCGUGCUUGUUGAGCCGGCGGCGCAUAGCUCGUGUCUUCUUGGGCCGCAGGUCCAGGGGUUUGUACUUCUUGCCCUGGGACACAGACAGCAAGGUCAACCGGAGCACAGCAUUUUAGG